Clunio marinus is the source of this 312-nucleotide messenger RNA. NCBI's taxonomy places the organism in Eukaryota, Metazoa, Arthropoda, Insecta, Diptera, Chironomidae. The record is from the annotation of a GenBank genome assembly.
AUGGUUAAAUGUUUAAUGGUAAAAUUAUCUUGUUCACUGUUCCCAGGUUCAGUUCAAGAUGAUGAGAAAGUAGAAACAGUUUGUUUAUCCUCUCGCGUAACGAACCGUCUUACGAAACGACAGAAUGUUAACUUUCAUAUAUCUACUCAACUUUGUUGUGUGAAACAGCAAUGCAUAAGCAAGAAAUGUACUCAAAAAGUUUUUGUACGUCUUCAGUUUAAAGAAAAGUUUGGCAUGCAUCUUGUUGAUAUCAAAGAAUUGUCAAAUGCAGAUAUAGAUUUCCAAUCACCAAAAUGUCACCCUUGUGUUUAA